Molecule: messenger RNA, 3298 nt
Organism: Melospiza melodia melodia
Lineage: Eukaryota; Metazoa; Chordata; Aves; Passeriformes; Passerellidae
Gene: LASP1
Product: LIM and SH3 protein 1
Exons: 7
Coding region: 111-896 (261 amino acids)
Cellular component (GO): focal adhesion
Molecular function (GO): actin filament binding
Source: RefSeq, a predicted model, not a curated record
GCGACAUCGCGGGCGGCGGCUCAGUGGAAGAAGCAGAAGGCGGCGGAGGCGGGUGGGAGUGAUUUUUUUUUUUUUAAUUUUUUUUCCCCCCUCCACGCGAGUUUUCCGCCAUGAAUCCCAACUGUGCGCGCUGCGGGAAGAUCGUGUAUCCCACGGAGAAGGUGAACUGCUUGGAUAAGUUCUGGCACAAAUCAUGUUUCCACUGCGAGACCUGCAAGAUGACCCUGAACAUGAAGAACUACAAGGGCUACGAGAAGAAGCCCUACUGCAAUGCACACUACCCCAAGCAAUCCUUCACCAUGGUGGCAGACACGCCCGAGAACCUGCGCCUAAAGCAGCAGAGUGAGCUCCAGAGCCAGAUCCGCUACAAGGAGGAGUUCGAGAAGAACAAAGGGAAGGGAUUCAGCGUGGUGGCCGACACCCCCGAGCUGCAGAGGAUCAAGAAGACUCAGGAUCAGAUCAGCAACAUCAAGUACCACGAGGAGUUCGAGCGGAGCCGGAUGGGGCCCAGCCCCAGCGAGGGCUCGGAGCCCGAGCGCCGGAGCUCCCCCGAGAGCGGCGCCUACCGGAGAGCGGAGCAGCCGCAGCAGCAGCACCACGGCCAGCCCGCGGCCACAGUUUACCAGCAGCAGCAGCAGCAGCAGCCGCCUCCAUCCCAGUCCUACUGCUACAAGGAGCCAACUCCGGCCUCCUCACAGCGCAACGCCCCGGCCGCAGGGGGGAAGCGUUUCCGUGCCGUCUAUGACUACAACGCGGCGGACGAGGACGAGGUGUCCUUCCAGGACGGGGACACCAUCAUCAACGUGCAGCAGAUCGACGACGGCUGGAUGUACGGCACGGUGGAGCGCACGGGGGACACGGGCAUGCUCCCGGCCAACUACGUGGAGGCCAUCUGAGCCCUGCCCGUGUCCCCUCCUGUCCCCUCCCCACCCUCCGAGCCGCGUCCCCGUGUCCCCUCCGGCUCCGGUUUCGGGGAUCAAAGCUCCAGGGCAUUUCUCCUCCUGUCCCUCCUGUCCUUCCUGUCCUGCCCUCCCGGGAGCCACCGGGAUGCCAGGAAAGGGAGGGAGAGGCCAAAUUCAGGACCAAAUUCCCCAUGUGGGGUGGGGGAAGCAAAGGGGGGCUCCCCUGGGCUCGGGGUGGGCUGGCAGCUCCCCCUGCUCAUCCUGCUCCUGGCUGCCCUCAAUCCUUCCGUGCUCGGAGCAGGAAAGUUUUGAGCUCAAAUCUCCACAAAACCUCUCAGCUCUGGCUGCUCCUGCCUCGGGCUGGGCUGUCCUGAGCCCUCCGGAGCAGCAGCAGCCCUGGGGCUCGUCCUGGCUGGAGGGCUGGGCUGGGAUGAGCUCCCUUGAACUGGGAUGAGCUCUCCAGACUGGGAUCAGGCCCUCUGGACUGGGAUGAACCCCUCCCUUGAACUGGGAUGAGCUCCCCAGACUGGGAUCAGGCCCUCUGGACUGGGAUGAACCCCUCCCCAGACUGGGAUCAGCCCCCCUGGACUGGGAUGAACCCCUCCCCAGACUGGGAUCAGCCCCCCUGAACUGGGAUGAACCCCUCCCCAGACUGGGAUGAGCUCCCCAGACUGGGAUCAGGCCCUCUGGACUGGGAUGAACCCCUCCCUUGAACUGGGAUGAGCUCCCCAGACUGGGAUCAGGCCCUCUGGACUGGGAUGAACCCCUCCCCAGACUGGGAUGAGCCCCUUGAAGUUGGGAUGAGCUCCCCAUGCUGGGAUGAGUUCUCUGGACUGGGAUCAGCCCCCCCUGAACUGGGAUGAGCCCCUUGAAGUUGGGAUGAGCUCCCCAUGCUGGGAUGAGUUCCCUGAACUGGGAUCAGCCCCCCCAGGCUGGGAUGAGCCCCCCAGACUGGGAUCAACCCCACUGAACUGUGAUCAGCCCCCCAAACUGGGAUGAGUCCCCCCCAAACUGGGAUCAAUCAGCCUCCCAGAGCUCCAGCUCACUCUGGGGGUCCCCCUGGGGUUGAGCCUUUUCCCCUCACCCAGAAUUUUCCUGCUUUUCUCCUCCUCCUCCUGCUGCUGCUGAGUGCUGCCACCCCUGUGGGCCCGUCCCGGGUCGCUGUCCCCUGGGUGCUGUGACACCCCCAGCCAGCCCCAGCGCUGGUGGCAGCUUUUUGGGACCACUUUGGGGUCGUGUCACGGACCAAAACAUCGAAGCACGUCCCUGUCCCCUUCUCCUCUGGGCUCCCGGGGGGGAUCGGGAUCGGGAUAAACUGGAACUGGGCAGGGAGGAAGGAGCAGGGACCUCCAGAGGGUCCUGGGAGGGCCUGGGGCAGUGGGGGUGUCCCCCUGCCAGGACCUGGGACAGUGGGGGUGUCCCCCUGCCAGGACCUGGGACAGUGGGGGUGCUGUGGGGCCAGGAGGCUCCCAGGGGGCGGCUCCACCUUUGUUAUUCCCACUGGAAAAUCAGGAAUUGGGGACCAAAGCAGAGUGUGAGGCGUUCCUGGGAACACCUCCCUUCACUGGGGGCAGAGUCACGCUGGGAACGGGGAGUUGUGGCUGCAGUGGGGUCGGGGACAGGGAUUUGGAUUUGGGGUGGCAGCAGGGCAGGAUGGGCUGCCCAGGGUGGGAAUCCCAGCUGGUGCUAAAACAGGGAGCACAAGGGCAGGGGGAGCCUCCUCCUCCUCUCCCUGCUGAAUCCUCUUCGUAAUCACGUUCUUGUCUGGGAAUGGGGGGGGGGGGAGCCUCAAUGUGAAUAAACCCUUUUUUAAUGGACCAAAUAACACAGGAAAUUCCCUUUUGGGAUACAGAUCUUUUUUUAAUCCUCCCUCAAAACCAUUGUCCCUAAAUUCUCCCCUCCCAUGCUCCUUUCCACCCCCGCCAUGGGAAACAAACCUCUUACUGCUUGAUUUCUGCCUUUUCUCUCAACUUUAUGCACUUUUUUGCCUUUUUUUUUUCAUAGCUGAAAAGCACCUAAACCUGUAUUUAAAAAUAAAUAAAUAAAUAAAUGAGUUAAAAAAAAUUACAAGGAAGAAGAACGAUUAAAAAGCUGAAUAAUUGCUUCUCAUCACGUGUAAAAUAGACCUCGUCCAUCCCAGCUUCCCUGGUUGUGUCUCAGUGCUGAGCUUAGAACGUGUUUUCCUUGGGAUCCGUUGCUUAAUUGGGGUUUUGUCCUUGUGUCCUCCUUCCUGGGUUGAGCACCCACCAGUAAAAAACAAAACUUUUACCAAAUGAUUUGGCCUUUUUAUCCAAAAUAAAAAAAAAAAAAAAAAAAGAAAACCCACGGAAUGGAACAACCUGACCAUCGAUUCUCUUGCUGGUUUACUCGGAUUGAAAAUAAAAGUUUAAUUUUUA